CCUGAACACAUUUUAUUUUUUAGUUUACUACUGAAAGAUUAUCUCGGUGUUACCCUCAAAUGGUGCCAGUUUAAUGUAAUGGGCAGGGAUGAUGUGUUGAGGUGUCACCUGCCUCAGGUGAUGUGCUGAGUAGGAAGGCCAACCACUUUCUACUGUACUUUGGCACCGCCUUAGCAAAUACUCUUGAUCCAGAUUCUGCAGUCACCUGAGCACACAGUCUCCUUCAGAGGUUGACCUUGAGUUUUGACAAUACAUGUGACUUGCUUGCUAAUUUGCCUGGACUCCACACACAAGCGAAGGACAGCCAAGGGUGAGAAUUUCUCAAUGAGUCCCAUUGUGAACGUUUCCUCCAAAGUUCUUAUUUCAAAGUGUAUUUUAUUGCUAUUUCAUUUCUAUUAGUCGGCAUCUGCCUGGACAAGUGUGCUGACCAUGUGGCCAGAGGAACCAGACUCUAGUGUCUGGAGAGGGCUGGACCUGACAGCACUGGAGGUGGAUGAAGCCUACCUGAAUGUCACAUCUUUCAUCCCUCAGGUCUUCUUGUACUCUUUGUCAGCUGAUUGUCAUCAGUGCCCCUAUAGCUUGACUGGAGUGGUUCACCAACAUCGAGUAUUCACUAUCAACACCAAACACUCGACAUCAUGGCGGUUAUACUCCCGUACCGACAACAUUAUAGCUGUCAACGACACCAGAUUACUGGAGUGUGAAGUGUCAUCUGCUAGUGUGGGACAGUUUGGAGUAUAUGAUCUCAUACAUAACAACUCUGACUGCAUUUUCAACACUGCCAGCCCUCCUGUCAACAUCUACUAUUCUUUAGUUUUAGUGGUCAGUUUCCUUCUGGGUUUAGCAGUUUUGGCUGCUAUCAUCUCUCUUCGUAAACUUUAUAAAGAAGAUGGGGACAAUGAUGGAGGUAGAACUCCUAAAAGAUCAAGAGUUAGAUCACUUGAUACAUUCAGAGGGAUAACAUUGGUGUUGAUGGUGUUUGUCAAUGACGGAGCAGGAGGCUACUGGUUCCUGGAGCAUGCCACAUGGCAUGGCUUACUCAUGGCAGAUGUGCUCUUUCCCUGGUUUAUGUGGAUUAUGGGUGUAUGUAUUCCAAUAUCCAUCCGUUCACAAUUCAAAAGAGGCAUCCCCAGAUACACCAUGUUCUUGAACACUCUACAAAGAGCUUGUACACUGUUCCUGCUCGGUUUAAUGCUAAACACUGUUUCUGCGGGACCUGAGCUUAGCUCUCUUCGAGUGUUUGGAGUCCUGCAGAGAUUCGGAGUGGUGUACCUCCUCGUCUCCACUCUCUCCAUAUUUCUCACUCACCGGCCUACACCUGACCAUAAACAGAAGCCAACACCUAAGUUACUAUCAGACAUAGUGAUCCUCUCUCCCCAAUGGAUUGUGGUUCUUGCAGUAUUGGUUGUGCAUAGCUAUCUAGUGUUCUAUGUGCCAAUCCCAGGCUGCCCUCUUGGUUAUCUUGAUGCUGGAGGAAUACAAGACAUGGGUCUGUACGCUAACUGUACGGGAGGAGUGAGUCGGUACAUAGAUGAGUUACUGGUGGGAGAGGGCCAUCUAUACCAGGUGCCAACUGUGAGCUCAGUGUACCACACGGCACCGUUUGAUCCAGAGGGCAUCCUAGGAUGUCUAACAUCAGUAGUGCAGGUGUUCCUGGGGGUACAGGCUGGUACCACCCUGCUGACUUAUUCUGGGUGUAAAGACCGAGUGGCUCGCUGGAUUGUGUGGGGCAUCAUCUGUGGAGUGUUGACUCUGGUCUUGACCUUCCUAGUAGACAUCCCCAUCAACAAGAAUCUGUGGACCACAUCUUACGUAUUUGCAACCUCCAGUCUUGCCUUCUUCCUCUUUGCUGCUUGUUAUCUUCUUGUUGACCAUUUUGUCUUUUGGAACGGCUCCCCUUUUAUAUAUCCAGGUAUGAACUCUAUAUUGGUGUAUGUGGGUCACACUGUGUGCUACCAGAUGUUCCCAUGGCACUGGCGCCUGCAGACCAUGAACACACACUUGAUGUUGACAGUGGAGGCAGUCUGGGGCACUGCUCUGUGGGUUAUUGUCUCUUACUGGCUCUAUACUAAACAAUGCUUCAUCUCUGUCUGACUCUGAUAAACCAAUAAACUUUUGUCACCACAA
Messenger RNA from Homalodisca vitripennis (glassy-winged sharpshooter), 2127 nucleotides. RefSeq names its product heparan-alpha-glucosaminide N-acetyltransferase (gene Hgsnat). The record is from RefSeq and is a predicted model, not a curated record. The transcript has 15 exons. Bases 430 to 2094 code for a protein of 554 amino acids. NCBI's taxonomy places the organism in Eukaryota, Metazoa, Arthropoda, Insecta, Hemiptera, Cicadellidae.